This is a messenger RNA of Scatophagus argus, 2781 nucleotides long. RefSeq names its product SUZ domain-containing protein 1-like. Bases 276 to 746 code for a protein of 156 amino acids. The transcript has 4 exons. The record is from RefSeq and is a predicted model, not a curated record. Lineage: Eukaryota; Metazoa; Chordata; Actinopteri; Scatophagidae.
GUUUCUGGGUUGAACACAGUUCACACACCUGUGGCAUGUUCUUAGCAAGCAAGAUGUCUUUUUUCUUGCAAAGUAUUUUAGUUUGUUCUUUGUUAACUGUCACUUCAGUGAAAAGUAGUUCAUCAUUUUUGGCCAUGUCUAAUCAGCUAAUGUGGAUGGGCAUAAUGCUGUGGGGAAAUCCGUCAAUGUGAUGUCAAAGGCUGAGGACUGCCGAGAGGCGGAUCUGAAGGCCAGGACAGCUAACUCCUUCACAGCCCGUGUGAGCAAAAUGAAACAUGGAUGAGGAGGUCGCCGAAAGUUGGGAGGAAGCUGCUGAUAGUGGGGCAAUGGAAAAACGGUUAGAAGAGAAGCUAAGGAUCAGCCAGAAAGAAAAAGAGUCCAGUAAUAAUUCUCCUCGAUCUCCAUUGAAAACAACCAUGGUGAUACAGGACGACUCUCUACCAGCUGCACCCCCACCUCAGAUACGUAUUUUGAAGCGGCCUGCAAGUAACGGUUCAUUGGGAUCACCUUUGAAUCAGAACAGGCCAACGCCACAGGUCAAAUCUCUGGCCCAGCGUGAGGCAGAGUAUGCUGAGGCCAGGAAGAGAAUACUGGGCAGCGCCUGCCCAGAGGAGAUGCCUCAGGACAAGCCCAACACUGACAGGCCUGGGCGCAAUAAUUCUGCACUGCCUUCAGAGGACACCCGAUCAAAUAAUCAUACUGUCGGUCAGCCAGAUGGCACCCAGGGGUUCCGACAGCACAGAUAAGUGGGCCCAGGGGCCACCCAGGCAUUGAGGGGAGAGAUCAAGGGCCACCUGAGAGCAAAGACUGCAGUGUAUUCUUAAAACCUCCUUCCUUAAGUUCCCUUGUGUCGGAUGGGCUGUAAGUGUAACUGCACUUAUGCCUCCCAAUAGCAGUUGUGUGGAACUUAAAGGGAGUGAAGGUACUCCAGGAGGAAUUCAAAUGGAAAUGUGCUCUCUUCUCUCCUCACUCCAGUCUGUUGACACUGUGAUUAUGGACAUCUUCUGGACUCACUGUGAUGAUCCCUUUAAGAAAAGCCCCUCACCUCCAUCUCUCUCCUCCCUCAGUUCCCAGCUGCUCCAUCUCAGGAUGCCUGCAAGGCAGAAGCAAAGACUUAAAAGAUGGCAGAGAGAGGAGGAGAGUGAUGGGCCAUAGCUAAAUGAGAUGAGCUGAUCCCUGGGCAGCAGCUUCUCCUCAGCAAUAAUACCAGACAUCACUUCACAUCAUAACUUUACAUAUGUUUUUAAUUUUUCUGAUGUUGAUGAAAACAUUUUUACCUUUUUGUUUUUCUUGCUUGUCUUUAAUUACCUAUACUAGGGAUGCUCUGAUAUCUACUGACUGCAGAUAAAAGUACUUCAUUAUACAAACGCCACCCAUAAUACAGUCAUCAACACAGUAUUUAGUAGUAAGAUUUUUUUUUUUUUAAAUAAAGUGUCUACAUUUUUUAUGAAAUAGUAAACAUUUCCACCUUUAAAUACUAUUUUUUGGUUUCUUCUUGCAGUUUACACACAGACUACUUGAGCUGCAAUUUAUGGUGUCAGAUUUUCCACAUUAAACUUGGCACUAAUGCUGAGUACUUAACUGGUACCUGCCCAGUAACUGAGCUGUUAGUGUUAUCACUGCAACCCUAAUAUGUAAAUUGCCAUUUGUUUUUAAAACGGAGGGUAAGGGUCAUGUUUGUCAAGUUGUAUAUCUGACAUGUUUUGUUUAUGCUAUGUUUUUUCAAUUUAAGCUUUUCAGCCGUCUUCCUUGGAUUGUCCCAUCAUUAUUUCUAUUUAAAGGUAAAGCCAAAAAAAAAAUUAAGAAAAGACAAAUGAAAAGGAGAUAGUGGAUUUAAGUCCAUUUUUACAUAGCUUGUCUGUCUUUUUGUAUGAGAUGGCAGCAAUGUCAGAACAGUAUUUUAAUAGAAAUGAACCAAAAUCCCAUUUUAAAAUCAACCUGUGCAUAUAUCAGUUAAUUCGGAUGUCAUUAUGUGAAGGUGAUGUUGGCAGCAACUCAAGGGAAGGGUCAGAUGGAGGAAUGAAUUGACUGCUGUGCUACACAAGCCUCCCUAUCAUAUCUCCACUUUGUCGUCCUUGUUUCUUCACGUCCUUUGCUGGCGUACAGUACAUAGGAACUCAGGUUCAAGUGAACAAGACUGAAUGAAUGAAAUGAGAUUGUAUCUUUCCAGCAGGUUUGAUUGCUCUAAUAGCAAAUGUCCUUAUUAAAGCUUGUGUUGGAAUACAGAAAACAGUGCUGUAGAGGGGAUGGUGAAAUGUAACUGAAACAAAGACGUAAUGAUUGAAUACCAGUUUUUUUAAUCUGACUUUUCUGUGUAACGUAAGAAACGGGAACAUCCCCUCAUGUGUGAUUGUUCGGUAAUCGAUGGUCCGCUGCUGAAAUGGAUGAUAGAGACAGCUGUGUGAACCUGAGAGGUAGUGACUACUAGAUUGACCAGGACCCUUAUGCACCCUAAUUCUGAGUUUUCUACCUUCCUUUGUUCAAACAGAAGAGAUCUUGAUAAAGCCAUAUUCAUCAACACAUCAUCAACAGAAAAGUUCUUAUAAUGGUUGAAUUCAGCCUGUGCCUCCUGGAUCACGUUUUUACUUCCUGAUUGUUGAUUUCAUUACUGCAGUUCAACAAACUGAAUAUAUUUGAGGGAGAGUUGAUGAUACUGGUUAAGAUGUUUUAGUUCAGGAAAUUUAACAACAGAGCAGGACGGGUUUAUUGGAGCUCUGGGUGAGAACACAAACUGCCUGUAAAUACUGAUUUAAUAAAAUGGUAAAAUGAUUUGCAAAAAAA